UAUUUCAACAAUCGACGAGAAUUCAUUCGCUCGCUAUACACACCUCGAAGAACUGACUCUCUCAGACAACAAAUUGGAACACAUCGAUGAAAAUUCUUUUUCCCACAACACAUUAUUAAAGAGAUUAAUUCUUCAGGGUUGCGGUUUAAAAGUAAUACCUAGCGAAGCCUUGAAGCCUUUGAGCAAACUUAUGACUUUGCAAGUUGGCAGUAACGAAAUCUGGCGAAUGGAAAGAGACACUUUUCAAAACGUAGCUUUGACACUGCGCAGCUUGCGCUUAGACGGCAAUCGACUGCGCGCCGUACCUACCGAAGCACUAGCCCUUCUUGCGCACCUAGAGGUCCUAAACAUCGGCAACAACUUUAUAACAACUUUAACUUCCGACGCAUUUCCUCUGAUGGAUAAUUUGAUUGUGCUGUUAAUGAAACGCAACCAAAUUACGUAUAUAGCCGAAGAUGCGUUCAGCAACGUAACUUCAUUAAGAGUGUUAGAACUGGACGAUAACUUCCUGACACAAAUACCCGCUGCAAUCGCAAAGCUGUCCGACCUGCAAGAAUUCUCGAUAUCUGGUAACCGCAUCAAGUAUAUUGGAGGAGGGUUGUUGCAGAAAACUCCCGCUCUUGCCCUUUUAGAACUCAAAGGGAAUCCUUUGGUUGGAGUUGACGCCCACGCUUUCUCCUUUCUUCCACGACUACGUAAACUAAUCCUUUCGGAUGCUAGGGAACUAUCCACGUUUCCGAAUCUCAACGGAACCAGUGCCCUGGAAAUAUUGAGAUUGGACAGGGCGGGAAUAACGUCAGUGCCGGAAUCGUUAUGUAUCACUUGUCCACGCUUAAAAAGUUUAGACUUGAAAUCCAACAAACUGAAUGUAGUCCCAGAUCUGAAUAAAUGUAAAGAUAUGAGGGUACUAGAUCUAGCUAGUAACAGUAUCAAAAGUAUCGAAGGAAAACCAUUUAGAGGAAUGUAUCUAAUGCAUGAUUUACUUUUGGCUCACAAUUUAAUCGAGUACAUACCACAGGAUGCUUUUUAUAAUUUAUCGAAGCUACAAGUUCUAGAUCUCGAAGAUAACAAAAUAUCUUACAUUCAUCCGGAUUCAUUCAUGUCUAUUUCAAAAAUUGAGGAUUUGAAUUUGGGAAAUAAUAUUUUUCCCCAUCUCCCAUCGGCGGGUUUAGAACGACUUUUACAUUUAAAAACAUUCAACAACCCUUAUCUUCGAGAGUUUCCACCUCCAGCUGACUUUCCUCGAAUUCAAACAUUGAUACUCGCUUACGCCUACCAUUGUUGUGCCUUUUUACCGCUCAUACCAUCCAAUCCACCGCCCGCCAAAGCGAAAGAUAUCAUAGUUUUCCCAGACAUCGAAGACAUCGACAUUAAUUUUUGGAAUAGCUCUGUAGAUCUAUGGCCGUCACAACAAAAUAUUACUCAAAAGUUUGGAAAGAAAUUUAGUGAAAUGUGGGAAAACAUUCGAUCAGAUUUCACUUAUCCUGGCAACUUUCCAUCGUACAUUGAAGAAUACGCCGCCGAAGAUGAUCCCUCGCUUCGUAUCCCAGGAGAAAUAAAUACUGGACAACCGGGAAAAAUUCAAUGUUUGCCUUUACCUGGACCUUUUUUACCUUGCCAGGAUCUUUUCGAUUGGUGGACGUUGAGAUGUGGUGUAUGGAUUGUAUUCUUAUGUGCCAUGUUAGGAAAUGGAACUGUGGUAUUUGUAUUGAUAUUUUCCAGAAGCAAAAUGGACGUUCCUAGAUUUUUAGUUUGCAAUUUGGCUGCUGCGGAUUUUUUCAUGGGAAUAUACUUGGGGUUUUUAGCAGUGGUGGACGCAUCGACGUUGGGCGAAUUCCGCAUGUACGCCAUACCGUGGCAAAUGUCGGCGGCAUGCCAACUCUCCGGUUUCUUGGGAGUACUUAGCUCGGAGUUAUCGGUGUGGACUUUAGCGGUGAUUACGCUAGAACGGAACUACGCUAUAACGCACGCUAUGCAUUUAAAUAAACGCCUAUCGUUGAAACACGCUGGAUACAUCAUGAUAUUCGGUUGGAGUUUCGCUAUCGUGAUGGCUAUAAUGCCGAUUUUCAACAUUUCCGAUUACAGAAAAUUCGCGGUGUGUCUUCCGUUCGAAACAAGUGAUAGCGUUAGUUUAGCUUACGUAGUGUUUUUGAUGUUCAUAAAUGGUAUAGCUUUUUUAAUAUUGAUGGGAUGUUAUUUAAAAAUGUACUGCGCUAUUAGAGGUUCGCAAGCGUGGAAUUCUAAUGAUUCGCGUAUAGCCAAACGCAUGGCGCUAUUAGUUUUCACGGAUUUUUUAUGCUGGUCGCCUAUAGCGUUUUUUUCCUUAACAGCAGCGUUCGGACUGCAACUUAUCUCAUUAGAGCAAGCCAAAGUAUUUACAGUUUUUAUACUACCGUUAAAUUCGUGUUGUAAUCCUUUUCUUUACGCUAUUUUAACAAAACAAUUUAAAAAGGAUUGCGUUAUGAUAUGUAAAGCUAUAGAGGAAAGUAGAGUUACUAGAGGUAUCGGUAGAUGUAGGCAUAGUUCGAAUUUCAGUAACAGACAGACCCCAGCAAAUACUAAUAGCUUAGCCGAUCGAUCUUCUAGAGAAAAACAAGAACAUCACAUUCCGCAAUGUACGUGUAAUGCAAAGCUACUUGGCGAUAAUCAAAAUCAACCCAAAACUAAGAAAGAUAGAAAAACGACGACGAGAGAAUGGUUACUUAAUAAAGCAAGGUGGUUGUUGUGUGUUAGAAGACCGACCAGGCAUCGACCCAGGGAUGAUCAAUACACUUAUCAGAUAGCUGAAAUACAACAGAAACAACAUAAGAGAGCGUCGUCGGUAUCGUCAAGUGAAAACUUCAGUUCUUCGAGAUCUGAUUCGUGGCGACACAAUCAUCAUUGUGGUAUACCACUCCGCCUUCUGGAUCCGAAAAGACGAGCUUCUUCCUGGCUAAUUACCCGAAAAACUUCACAAGAUUCAAAUUUAUCCAGCUCGAGAAACGAUUCAUCUGGAUCGGCUACAACAGCCAGUACUAGUACUUGGCGCAUAUCUAGAUCGAGUAAUUCUAGUGACCCUCCAAGAGGCAGGGUAAAACCUCGAUUGACACGUCAAUGUGCUAUACAAGACGAAUCCGAACCACCAGGUUCACCAGGAAGACUGACAGUAAGAUUUCUCACCACCAUUCCUUCAGCAGCUGAAAACAGCAUGCAAUUAGAAGAUGAACAACCCUCGGUAUUAAUAAAUCCUAGUCCUACAAUUCUAGUUAGUCCUGCCAAAGAACGCGAAGGACCUCUUUAUGCUAUACUGCAUUCGACGCCAGUAGCACCGGUCAGACGGCAAUCCAUCGUUACACUACAUCCCUUAGAAAGUAUCAGAGAUUCCCAGGAGAACGAGAAACUCACUCAGAAUAAUUCUAGUCAAGCGAAUAGCAGCAAUUCGAUAAACAACAAUAAUUUUAGAUAAUAGUCUGUUUCGUAGGUAGCUUCUUACCAAAUGACACAUCCCAGGUUAUGAAGCACUAUUUUGAAAAGCUUAGAAUGAUUUCAGAAGCAUUAUCAAUGUGUCCUUGAAGACUAUAGUACUUAUUAUUUUCUUUUCUGAAUUCAAAUAUUCUUAAGAGGAAUAGUUUGCUUGUUAGAUUGACUAGUUUAAUUUGACAAACUGGUUUUCAAUUAACUUAGGUCGCAACUCCUUAAUUGAGAAGGAAAUUAACUAAACUAAAGGUCAAAAUACCACAUAACUUCUUCAAGCAGUUCGUGAGGAAUGUGGUGAAAACUGCAAACAAGUUUUGUGAUUUUAUUUUAAUUGAUUCUAAUGAAAGCAACUUACGUGUAUUUUCACUUCUAGUAUUAACAGGAUAAUAAAGUUUUUGAAGGUUUAUUUUCUGGAUGGAUGGACUGUGUCAAUGUAGAUUGUGGUACACAAAGUAAACAAAGCACUAUUAUAUAUUUAACCCACAGCUUGCGCUUAAAGGUUCUAAAGACGAGGUUGGCUCUUCUUCAAACACUCUGUAUACACUUUUUUUAAAGUGCAUACACUGACUAAAGAAAUAUUUCUUUUGUUCUAAAUAGCAUUCUUUGUAUAAGCGCCAAAUGAAACAGUGAUAUAAGAAAAUUGACAUUUUUAACAGUGAAAUAAUGGAUUUUCGAUCAACGAUGAACUAAACUUUACCCACUUAAUUCUAUAGAUGCAAGCAGCUUGAUAAUUUGACAGUAUAUUAUUUAAUGAGCUAGUAAAGAUAACUAUUACUCACGAAGAGGAUUCUAACACCAUUAGCGUCGAAAUGAUGGUGUAUUUCAUUCGAAUUUGCUUCAAUGGCACCCAAGAGGUAGAAGAAAACGGACAAGGCUCAUAAACAAGAAGUAGAGGAAUACCUGAGUAGAAUGGAAAUCAAUAGAUAGGAAGGAAACACCAAGAGCAGGUUCACAUGAAGAAUACUUAAAGAUAGAUAAAUAUAAAAAGAAAAUGGGAUGCAUGACGAAGCUCGACCAAAAAAAAAAAUGCUUGCGCUGAGACAAUCUGUAUAUCAUUAUUUUUUAAUUAAUGAAAUUAUAUUCUUCUUUUUCUAUUUCCACUUCUAUAUGUUUUUGUUUUUUGUUGUUUGACAUUCUUGUUUGUUAUUUUCCGUUCUUAAUAUCUUUAUAUCAUAUAUAAUCUACCAAUUUGUGUUAUGACAUAUAUUUAGUUUCUCAUUAUCUCCAUUGAAGUAUUCGUAUUGUCCAUAACCUGACCCCUAAAACAGCUGCGGUUUGUCCAAAAUUUGAUUAUUGCAGGUUACAUUGCAGAAGUCGAUUAUGGAGUAGCCAGCAUACAGUCCUGCCAUAAAUCUUAUAGAACAUUUAUGGGAUGAGCUGAAAAGCAGAUUUCCAGCUAGACUUCCUACCCCAAGUCAAUCCCAGAGCUUAUAGUUGCAAUAGAAGAAGAAUGGAUUAACAUCCCACAAGAAACAAUAGCUAAUUUGAUUAGAUCUAUGUCUAGUCGUAUGAGAGAUGUUAUUAGGGCAAGUGCAGGUUAUACCCAUUAUUAAGAAACUAAGUGUUAAGUUUCAAAUUGUCUAUAACUCUAUUUAUGUUAAUAAAUAAGUUUUCAUAAAUUAAUACUCACAUUAAAACAUAUUAAAUUGUGUUUCAAACAGUACAUUUGUUUUUUGAUCUGAUGAAUAAUUUUGAAAAAAUAUAUAGUUAAAGUCAGAAAUUCAUUAGCAAAUUUUGAAAUAACAAAUUUAGAUUUAGAAUCGAUGGAGAACAGAUUAUAUGUAUAAUAAAGUUGUGCUUAGACCUGGGAUGUAACUACCAAAUCCGUUAUAACUUAAUUUUAUAUAAAUACGUUGAUAUUUUUUGUAAGUAUAUUUAUUUAUUUGUAUAUACGAUAGGUAAAACAUUGCGUGAUAUGUUUAGAUUUAAGUGGAAAAAACUAAAUAAAA
Messenger RNA from Diorhabda carinulata, 5405 nucleotides. RefSeq names its product follicle-stimulating hormone receptor (gene rk). Lineage: Eukaryota; Metazoa; Arthropoda; Insecta; Coleoptera; Chrysomelidae. Gene Ontology annotation, molecular function: protein-hormone receptor activity; protein binding; G protein-coupled receptor activity. The transcript is spliced from 17 exons. Bases 191 to 3445 code for a protein of 1084 amino acids. Gene Ontology annotation, cellular component: membrane. The record is from RefSeq and is a predicted model, not a curated record. Gene Ontology annotation, biological process: G protein-coupled receptor signaling pathway.